AUGACUUUACUUCUGUCACGGGUUGAAAACAAGUUCUACAGACCAGUUCAGUUUCAGCCAUAUGAAAACGGGCUUUCUCCACACCACGAUGAAGGGAAUCCCACCAGUCGACAUAAGAACCACUGUGCAUAUGUCGUAGAAAAGACAGUGUCGUUCACCAUGCAGGACGGGGCAGCCCCAUACGUAAAAGCUGAGUACAACAAGUGUUCCUGGGGUCACAAAUGUCCCACUCUUUUGUAUCGUCUGAUGUACAAGCCAGUGUACAAGGUGGCACAUAAAACGGUCACCGAGCUGGAGUGGCGCUGCUGUCCUGGAUAUUCCGGUUAUGGCUGCAUGAAGGGCCAUCCAGUCUACCAGCACCCUAUGAGGAUGAUGCCACCUUUCAAGGGUCCACCGAUGAAAGGCCCGAGUUAUAAAGGUCCCAUGUUCAAGGGUCCCGUGUUCAAGGGCCCGCCGAUUAACACAGCUGUGAAAGCCAACCCAUGGAGUCAAGCUAAAGGACCUCCCCCCGGCAGCUUCAAGUCCUACCCCAUGCACCACGCUGGGAUUGCAAGGUCCUCCCCCUAUCCGGACCCCUCCUUCGAGUCUUAUCCGUCUGAACCAGAGCCAAUGCCAGAGCCACUGCCAGAGCCACAUCACACAGAGGAUGGCCAAGAACAUGAACAUGAGCACAUCAGAGGGCCUGAGGAGGUUCUUCCAGAGGAAAUCCCUCCUCCUCCUCCUCCUCCACCCCAUGGUGGUGAGCAACCUCAUGAAGUGAUCAUGGGCCAGACUCUCGACGGUGAGAUGGAGGAGCGGAUGUAUCAAAUAGAGGAAGAUGUGCGCCGUCUAAGCCAGGGGCUUGAGACCCUGAGAGGAACCGUGAACGGACUGGAGGAGAGCUUGCGAGCCUCUCUAAGAGAAGAUGCCAACAGGAUGCUGUCAGCUCUGCUCAAUGCUGCCCCAGGGCCUGUUCCCGCUCCAGCUUUAGCUUCGAAUCCCUCCACUGUGGGGUUUGUUGAAAUUCCUGGGGGAGACCCUGAGAAAGAGGGUCUAGAUGGUAGACAUGUCUUCUCGGACCUGACGGGACUGAAUGGGAGGGUGGAGGAGCUCAGGACGGAGCUGCAAGCUAAGACAGCAGAGCUACAGGAGCUCAAAGCCACAGUGAAGGGACACGAUGGAGCGCUGAUGAAGAUCUCCAGAGCAGAAAUUGUGUCAGACUCCACAGGCAAUCUGGAGGAAGACAUGGAGAAGCUGAUUGAUGCUAAACUGAGCGACGUCCGGAGAGAGAUUCUCGGUAGGCUUGAGAAAAAUGUUGAAAGCGCAGAGAGCCGAUGUGAAGAGAAAGCCGGUGAGGAACGGCGCCGUUGCCAGAGGGAACAAAGUGAGCAGCGAGAGCAGAUGGAAGACGCUCUGGACAGAAGCACAACAAGCAUCAGAGCAGAGCUGAGAAGUUUUAAAUCAGAGGUUGACAGUGUCAAGGCUGCGGAGAGCUGCUGUGGUAGAGUGAGUGGACUUCUUGAAAGGGUGCAGCAGCUGGAAACAUCCGUGGCGGGCCUGAACCAGUCCCAGGACCACCUGAGGGUGGAGCUGGGUGGACACAAAGACCACAUAGAGGGAAUUUUGGAGGGCCGUCUGUCUUAUGUAGAAGCCAAGCUCAAUGUGACUGGGCAGGGCAGGAGUCAUGACUGUCGAAGGAGCGAUGGUGUCCCAGACAGAGUGAAGACCGGACAGGCCCUGGAGGUCCGAAUGGAGGGCAAACUGAAGGCCCUGGAGGGCCGUUUACUGGCAGCUUUAGAAGAGCUGAGUAACGCCACUGCCCCCGCCCUGCUGGAGGGCCACGCCGUCCCCACUCUGGAGACGGAGCUUGAAUCCCUCCGGGGGAGGUUAGAGAUGGAUGUGGACAGGGUGCAAAAGCACCUCAGCAACCUGGAGGUUCUCUGCUCCUCGUCUUGCUCCCCAGCUCAGAAAUCUGCGGUCCAGGGAGACUCGGCAGCAGCAAGUGACAACCUGGCCGCCGAGCAGAACAUGAAGGAGGCUCUGGACAUGCAGCACGGCCGUUUGGACAGCCUCAACAACACGCUGCAGAGCAUCGUGAAGCAUCUGACCCUCAGGGACCAACAGGAAGAAGCAAAUGGAGAUUCUCCAACUCAGGGAGAGCUGACGAUCAUCCGGUUCAAUAUGCGUUCAGUCAACAAGACUGUGAGAGGCCUCCAGGACUCGCUCGGGGCCGUGGCUCAACAGGUGGGACGAGCCAACAGCUCCUGGCACGAGCGAGAGGCUCGACUCGCCCAGCAAAUAAAGGGCGUCGUCCAGCUGGUUGGGCAUCAGGCCUCCAUGCUCGGCGCAGGUGAGCGCAGGCUGACCCGGCUGAAGGGAGAGCUGCAGGAGAUGAGGAGGCGGCUGGCGGAGGAGGUCCGGGGCUGCCGCAGCACUGCCAUGGUGGUGAAGAAAGAGGUGACGGAGGUCGGAGGGCGCGUUGCCAGCGUGGAGGACCAGUGCAAAGGGCUGAACUACUUGGCAGAGGACCUUGAAAGAAUCAGAGACGAGCUGGAGAGACAAUCAAACGGUCUCCUCCUGCAGGUCAACGGGACUCUGUCCAGCCACGCUCAGCAGCUGUCGGAGCUGAAAGGAGAACUCAGAAACUGCAGCUCCAAGGUCGAGCCAACGCAACACAGCGGGGAGAUAAAGGCAGAGGAACGGCGUGGCGACACCUUCACUUUGAAUUAG
Salarias fasciatus (jewelled blenny) is the source of this 2709-nucleotide messenger RNA. RefSeq names its product elastin microfibril interfacer 3a (gene emilin3a). The record is from RefSeq and is a predicted model, not a curated record. The transcript is spliced from 4 exons. Gene Ontology annotation, cellular component: extracellular matrix. Gene Ontology annotation, molecular function: protein binding. NCBI's taxonomy places the organism in Eukaryota, Metazoa, Chordata, Actinopteri, Blenniiformes, Blenniidae. The coding region runs from base 1 to 2709 and encodes 902 amino acids.